Messenger RNA from Mangifera indica (mango), 1426 nucleotides. Its product is annotated as 1-aminocyclopropane-1-carboxylate oxidase homolog 1-like. The transcript is spliced from 3 exons. The record is from RefSeq and is a predicted model, not a curated record. NCBI's taxonomy places the organism in Eukaryota, Viridiplantae, Streptophyta, Magnoliopsida, Sapindales, Anacardiaceae. The coding region runs from base 109 to 1230 and encodes 373 amino acids.
UUGCAGACAAAAUGGUGGUUCUGUUUUCUUGUUCGUUCCCCUUUCAUCUCGUUUUGAUUCUUUGAAAUUGAUAAAAUCUUAUACUACAGUCCUAUUUUGGAUAAGAAAAUGGUACUCACAAGCUCACGCCAAUUUCAGGCUGAAAGCGAUUCCAAAUAUGACCGAAACAGUGAAUUGAAGUCAUUUGAUGACUCCAAAACAGGUGUAAAGGGGCUUGUAGAUUCUGGAGUUGCAAAAGUCCCACGGUUAUUCAUCGAUGAGAAAGUUAAUUCUGGUGAGAAAUCAGGCUCCGAAGACAGUAAGUUAACUAUUCCUACCAUAGAUUUUCAAGGCAUUGAUAAAGAUUCAAGCAUACGCUCUCAAAUAAUCGACAAAGUUCAAGAUGCUUUUGAGAAAUGGGGUUUCUUUCAGGUGGUCAAUCAUGGCAUUCCUUUGAACAUGUUGGAGGAGAUGAUUGAUGCUAUACGCAGAUUUCACGAGCAAGACACCAAUGAAAAGAAAGAGUUUUAUUCACGAGAUGAAACCAGAUCGGUCAUCUAUAACACCAAUUUUGACUUUUAUCGAGCUCCAGCAGCUAAUUGGAGGGAUUCAUUGUACUGUGUUAUGGCUCCUCGCCCACCUAAGCCUGAAGAAUUGCCUGCAGUGUGUAGAGACAUAAUUAUCAACUACUCAAAUGAAGUAAUGAAUUUCGGGCAUACUGUAUUUGAAUUGAUGUCUGAAGCUCUUGGCCUCAAUUCCAACCACUUGAGAGAAAUGGGUUGUGCGGAAGGACUAUUUUUUAUCGGUCAUUACUACCCAGCAUGCCCAGAACCAGAGUUGACUUUAGGCCUUAGUAAGCACACUGAUAGUGCCUUUCUCACUGUGGUUUUACAAGACCAAAUGGGUGGUCUCCAAGUUCUCCAUGAAAAUCAAUGGAUUGAUGUUAACCCGCUUCCUGGAGCUCUAAUUGUUAACCUUGGAGAUAUGUCACAGCUAAUAUCCAAUAACAGGUUCAAAAGUGUGUAUCACAGAGUAGUGGCGAAAGAUGUUGGCCCAAGAAUCUCAGCGGCAUGUUUCUUCAGAAGACAUCUCCAAGAAGGAAAUGACUGUAGAAUAUAUGGCCCAAUUAAAGAGUUGUUGUCAGAAGAGAAUCCUCCGGUUUACAGGGCAACCACUGUAAAAGACUAUGUUAGCUACAUCUAUUCAAAAGGGCUCGACGGGACCCCUUGUCUGGAUCAUUUAAAGCUGUGACAAUUGCCUAUAGAUUUUGAAGAUCAGCAGCACAAAACGGAAGAUGACUUGUCACCUGUCAUAGCUAAUUCCAAACCUUAAUGUCUCAGUGAAUUUUAUUUUUGCUCUUCCUUGUUGAUAAUAUGAAUAUUCUAUAUGUGUUAAUUUAUAAAUGCUUCAGAGCUCAUGCACGAAGUUCGUUCUGCCUUUGAAGAUA